Molecule: messenger RNA, 126 nt
Organism: Funneliformis geosporum
Lineage: Eukaryota; Fungi; Glomeromycota; Glomeromycetes; Glomerales; Glomeraceae
Source: the annotation of a GenBank genome assembly
AUAGAUAUUAUUUACCUUUACCAACUCCACCUUCAUAUACUAAUAUUGAGAAUACUAAAUCUACACAGAAUUGGUUUAAUAAUGCAAAACGUUGUCAUAUUGAUGCUACCUUUUCAUUAUCAUCAA